This is a messenger RNA of Vanessa atalanta (red admiral), 558 nucleotides long. Its product is annotated as 1-acyl-sn-glycerol-3-phosphate acyltransferase alpha-like. Gene Ontology annotation, biological process: phosphatidic acid biosynthetic process. Bases 128 to 556 code for a protein of 142 amino acids. NCBI's taxonomy places the organism in Eukaryota, Metazoa, Arthropoda, Insecta, Lepidoptera, Nymphalidae. The record is from RefSeq and is a predicted model, not a curated record. The transcript is spliced from 4 exons. Gene Ontology annotation, molecular function: 1-acylglycerol-3-phosphate O-acyltransferase activity. Gene Ontology annotation, cellular component: endoplasmic reticulum.
AUUAAACCACCAAUCUGUGGUGGACUUAUUAUGCUUGGAAAUUAUAUGGCAAGCUUGGGGUAAAGCAACGUGUGUUUCAAAAAAGGAAGUUUUGUAUUAUUUUCCAUUAGGGUUGGCCUUGUAUUGGAUGGAUAUUAUCUUCAUAGACAGAAGAAAACCUACGGAUGCGGUAAAAAUUUUACAGAUGAAGGCGAAAAAGUUUUUUCAGAAUAAGACUAAAAUUGUAAUCUUUCCAGAAGGUAAAAGAAAUAACAAUUUCACAAAGCUCCUGCCAUUUAAGAAAGGCGCCUUUAACAUGGCUGUAGAAAAUCAAGUACCCAUAAUUCCAAUCGUGAUUUCGCGGUAUUAUUUUAUAAAUAACAAAAAGUAUAUUUUCAAUCGUGGUCAUGUCAUAGUGCAAUGUCUGGAGCCAGUGUCCACCGAGGGUUUGACAAAGGAUGAUGUGCCGGACCUUAUAGAUCGGGUUCACAGUAAUAUGGAGAGAGUUUUCAAGGAAAUAUCGGAGGAGUUAAUGAGUACCUUACCUUCAGACUACCCUUUAGAAACAUUGAACUGAAG